CGGCGCGGGGAGCGAGCGGUGAUUGGCGGGCGGCGGCGGCGGAAGCGGAAGCGGCCGGGGCGCGCAGGCGCGGUGGCAGCCCGGGCCGAGGGGAGGGAGGCGCCCGCCCAAGAGCGCCAUGGAGUCGCGGGGGGAGCCGCAGCCGCCGAACAGAAUGAGCCAGGGGAACUCAAACCCAGCAGCAGUUCCACAUGCCGCUGAAGAUAUUCAGGGAGACGACAGGUGGAUGUCACAGCACAAUAGGUUUGUCUUGGACUGCAAAGACAAGGAGCCUGACGUGCUCUUCGUGGGGGACUCCAUGGUGCAGUUGCUACAGCAAUAUGAGAUAUGGCGAGAGCUCUUCUCACCGCUUCACGCAUUGAAUUUUGGGAUUGGUGGAGACACCACAGGACACGUUCUAUGGAGGCUGAAGAAUGGUGAACUGGAGAACAUUAAACCGAAGGUUAUUGUUGUUUGGGUUGGAACAAAUAAUCAUGAAAACACAGCAGAAGAAGUAGCAGGUGGAAUCGAGGCUAUCGUGCGCCUGAUAAACACUCAGCAGCCACAGGCCAAAGUUAUUGUACUGGGCCUGCUACCUCGUGGAGAGAAGCCAAACCCACUGCGGCAGAAGAAUGCCAAGGUGAAUCAUCUGCUAAAAGCCUCGCUCCCCAAACUGCCCAACGUCCAGCUUCUGGAUGUGGACGUCGGCUUCGUGCACUCAGAUGGCACCAUCUCAUACCACGACAUGUUUGAUUUCCUGCACCUGACGGGAGGGGGCUAUGCAAAGAUCUGCAAACCCCUCCAUGAACUGAUCAUGCAGCUGCUGGAGGAGACCCCCGAGGAGAAACGAGCUUCCCUGGCCUGAGCAGUUGAUGUCAGCAUUAACAGCAUCAUCCAGCCCAUCAGAUCAGUUCUGUCACUGGCACUACAGAAUCCUUCUUUCUUAAAGCACUUUCCAUUGUAGAAUGUUGCCGGAUGUUCGUACCUAGUGUUUUUGAGGGGGAAGGCUAAUGUUUAACUGGUCUUGUACAUCUGAGGGCCGGCUUGGUUGGUUUUAUUGCAGGAGGAAAUUAGCUGAAGAAGAGUUUUACUUUUAAACCAUUCCUCAUUUAAAACGAGAACAGGACUGUCACUCUGUGCCCCUCUCAUAUCUUGUUGCUCUGUGGUUGUCCUAGAACCCUUGUAGCCUGUCCCUGACAGCCCAUGCACAGCUCCCAGCUCACCGUUCCUGGCUGUAGGGAUUGUGCUCUGUGUAUUAGCCUGUGAACAAGAAUCACAUUCCACUUGCAAAAGCCAGAACAGAUGCAUUUUUCCAAACUUGGUCCCACCUUAUAAAGGUUUUUUGGUUGGGUUGUUUUUGGGUGGUUUUUUUUGGGGGGGUGGGUGGGGUGAUGUGCUUGGGUUUAAGUGACACGUGUUGCUUUCUCACUCCUUUCUGAAGCAGCAUGAAACUGGAAUUCUGAAAUGUAAAGAAACAAACGGUUAACCGAAUUCGUGUAACACUCCCAGGUGCUUGUUCUUGUGCUUAUUUCACCAUGCCUGCUAGCCAGGGCACCUUUCCUCCCACGUAGCUUUCCCUGGGGGCAGUCUCAUUCGAAUGCUGCUGGUUGUCCAGUUCUCUGCUCCUGUCUGCGUGUGGUGUCGCUGGCUUUUAACAGUUGCUCAGUUUAGGAUUUUAAUUAUCCAGGAAACACUGCACAAGGCAGUCGCUUCCUCUUUACUCUAGAACUGACCUUCCAUUCCUCUGAGCUGCCUGUGCCACAGGGCUCUUUGCAGUGCUGUUUGUUGGUUUUUGGGUGUUUUUUUUUUUAAGUAUGUGACUGUUACAUCCUUUUUUUCUAAAGAAAGCCCCUAUUAAUAGCCCCUGCCUGCAAGGCCCAAAUCAGUCUGAAGCUUUACAGAUUCCAAGGUGUAUAUUUCUUUCUCUCUUCUGUUUUACUUGUGUAAACAUUUUAUUUGAGCAACUACAGCCUCUUGCAGCAAAAAGUGAAGUCAAGGUGUAGCAUUUCCUGCCUUGGGCACUGCUCCUUGCCUCUAGCCAAGGGAGCUGGAGGGGCAGGUGCCCUCCUACAGGGCCUGCUACUAGGUGGAAUUGUGAUGUGUUUAUUUUGUUACGAGGACUGGUUGUAGUCUACUAACAAUCAUACGAAGACAGCCUUUCAUUUAAAAGUGAAAGGUUCUCUUCUUCAGAAGGGAACUGGUUUGGACCUGAAAGGCAGAGCCCUCUAGAAUUCGAUAACUAUACUUGCAAAUAAAACCAUUUUAAAUAAAGUCUGUUCCUCCUUGGCUUACCUGCCGGAGUUGGAGCUUGGUGGUGCUGUGCAGACCUCGCCGUGGUUUGCGCUGCGGUAGCUGGCCAAAAGCCACUGACACAGGUCUCUGUGCUUCUGCCUGUGUAGGCGGGAUCUGCGGUCACACGUGCUCCUCUCAGCAGAUAAACCGGAGAGGAACAGAUAGCUUUUUAGCGGGCACUUCGUAUCAUGUUCCGAGUGAGGGGUGUUUAGGUGUCCAGGUUGCUUGCUGUGCCCUGCUGCAGUGAAGUACAUAGGUACUGUAUAUAGUCUGUCUGCCCUUUUUUAUAAUAAAGGGUGCUGGUGUUUAAUGCAGUCUAUAACCUAGCAUUAAGGAAUACUUUCAUGUCCCCACUACAUUCCCCUCUUCCUGUAGAUUUGAUCAUAGCAGGAUUUCUGCCUGGAUUGCAUGCAUAGUGUGUGUUUUGUUUCCAGUAUAUGUGAUCUACACACAGAUGAAGGAAAGAUGAAGCGUCCCACUUGCCAGGAUCAGAAGUAGGAGGUUUCGGAGUGCGGCGGUAGAGGAGGGAUUAUGGUCCUGUGCCCAUGAGCCAGGCUGGGGACACGCUGCUCCCCGAGGCUCACUUGGCCGCUGCGCUCUAGAGCUCCGCUGCCUUGCAGGAUGGGCUUUGAGGGAAUGUUGCUCACGCUUGCAAUAAGGUGCUUGCUGGAGAAGUUGGGGCAAGGGAGAGUGGAAGAUAAAGUGUUAAAAAUAGGCUGCAGCGGAGGGGUCCUGGGGAAAGGAGUUAUCCCAUUCCCUGUGCACCCCCAGGGAGACAGGAUAAAACUCAUUCUGCUCCCUGUGAGCUGUUCAGGUUUCUAGGCUUGUGUGGAAAGGCAGUGUGCUAGCUGAACAUAUGCAUCCCUGCUUCCCUCCCCACUGCACUUGGCUAAAAGAGAUGCUAACCAGGAACGUACUCUCCAGUAAAAAGCUCUGACUUCUCAACUCGGCAACCCGUGCAGCUGCGGCUGUGCUCAGCUGUGAGUCAGCCCCUCUUGGCAGGGUGCUGAGGGGACCGAGAGGUUUGGCAGGCUCCUGAGCCUUCUGCAACGUGACUGAGGACAGCUCUGCUGCUCUGCUUAGGCUUGGCUUGCUAAGGUGCCGCGCUCUGUGCUUGGUUCGGUGCUCACAGCCUUCCUCCUCUGCUCCCGUAACCACCUCCAAUACUGCUGGUGCCGUGUAAAGAGGGUGAGGACAGCCUCCUCUCUGCUCAGACUUUAGCUCUGCUUGUUGUUGCCUAGGAAGGAGUGUCCCGCUCACAACUGCAGUGAUGUGGGAAGGCAAUGAGGGGUUCUCCCUCCUCACUGACUUAGGACUAAGAACCGAGCACCUCGUUUCAAGACAGUGAGAAAAGCUUUGGUCCCAGCUCUGGGUGACCAAUGUCCCUUGGGAUUGUGGCUGGGCUCCCCUUGCCUGGUGGCCAGCGGGAACCAUGUCCUUGUUAAGGGUUGGCUGGGAAAGAACCGGCCCUGGGGGGCUUCACUCCGCAAACAACCCGGUUGCAUUUGGCCGCUCUGUGUGGGAGCCUGUUAUCUUGUCGGCGUGAGCAUUGCCAGUUUCGUAUUUGUUGCAGCAGAGAGAAAAACAAAACAAAAGAUGUGAAAGGCCAGGAAGAGUCUCUUGUAACUGGCUGGGGGGACAGGAGGAUGGCCGCAGGAUGGGACCUGUGAGGAGGAAAGCGCGCACCACAUGUGAAACGAGGCAGCAGCCUCCCUCUGCACUGCCCGCCCUGCCUGCCCCGAGGCACUGCAGUGGCUCGCCACCCUGAACCUUCCCCGGGACAAAAAAAUUGUGAUUCUGCUUUGGCAAAAAUGCAUCGGCUGGUAGAACUCACUCUGUUAGUGCGUAUUUCGAUAUAAAUGUCAAUGUUUCACCCCA
Molecule: messenger RNA, 4149 nt
Organism: Falco peregrinus (peregrine falcon)
Lineage: Eukaryota; Metazoa; Chordata; Aves; Falconiformes; Falconidae
Gene: PAFAH1B2
Product: platelet activating factor acetylhydrolase 1b catalytic subunit 2
Exons: 6
Coding region: 119-844 (241 amino acids)
Source: RefSeq, a predicted model, not a curated record